AGUCUUAAGACCAAUUGUAAUUCUGGAAGAACACCAGAACCAACCUGGAGGCUGGCAACAAUAAUUCAUACCCUGGGACUCCACAUCAAGUUCCUUUGUCCAGAGCAGUUUCUUCUGCCUGAAGUUGCGAUCCUAAGCAGUCCCUUCUAAGUGCACUGAAGUCCAUGGACACAGCUGAUGUUUAGCAACAAUGCCAGCCAAAAGUAAGCAGGCUGUGGUGAACAGAACCCUCAAGGAGGAUAAUGCCUUGCAGAGGCUCUUGUGCCUGCCAGUGGUGAAUUCAGCAUGCAACAGCCUCCAAAAGACAUAUACCACUACCAAAAAAUCUCAUCCUCUAGUGGCAUCAAUGUGUGAAGCUUAUGAGAGAGGGAUCCAAGCUGUCAGCUCUCUUGUCAUGUGGAGUAUGAAACCAGUGAUACAGAAGCUAGAACCUCAGUUUGCAGCAGCCAAUGUCUUGGCCUGCCAAGGGUUGGAUCACUUGGAGCAAAGGAUUCCUGCCCUUCACAAGCCAGUGGAGGAAGUAACCUCUGAGCUAAAGGACUCCAUCUGCACUCAUGUCCAAAGCACUGUGCACUCUAUAGCUGAUGCCCUGGAUUGGAUCUUGGGGCUGGCUGCAGAAAGCUGUGAGCAGGCUCAGAAUACCAUGAGAGAUGUAACCAAGGAUGCCAGGAGCAGUAAAGUGAGCCACUUGGCUGAAGCAGGAGUAGAGACAGCGCUUGGAAAGGUGGAGAAGUUGGUGGACCUCCUUCUUCCAAAACCUGAACACAGCUCAGCUCAUGACAAUUCAGGGGCUCGUGUAUUGAGGGAGGGAUCUCCCUCCAGCAUCUUUGGAAGGAUCAGAGCUGUGGCCUGCAGUGUUUCUCAGUAUGCCUACAGACAGACAACCCAAACCAUCCAAUACACCAGCAACAAGGGACAGGAAUGGGCUAUGCGGAUUCCAGGCCUGGGUGGUUUGGCCAGGCAAAGCUCAACCAAGGCACAGUGGGUCUUCUUCAAUGAACAGAACAUAGCAAAUGGCUGGUUAAGCAAAGGACAGAGAAAGGCGCCUGAGAAAAGGGAGGAAAGAAAAAACGAAGAUGACAGAACAAGCACGACAGAAGAGAGUGCCAAGGCCCAGAGCCUGCCGGGCAGCCUGACUCAGAACCUGCAAGCAGCCUCUCUCUCCACCAUCUCUGGCAUGAAGGAGGCCCACUUCACAGCCUGCAAUGCAGCAGGGCAGCUUCUCUCCCCACACAGGGCAGUGUCUGAGAGGAGCACAAAAGUGGGCAUGUUGUGGGGGAUCCUACAGAAUGUCACCGGCAGCUUCCUUGGGACAAUCGUUCACUACGUACCAGUUCCAAGGCUCUUUGUGAAGGCAGAGGGGACUGCAACUGUGAUGGCAGAAGGGUCUGAGACAUACCAGCGGCAGAAAAGCAGCCAGCCUGUGGUCACUCAUACGCAGGAAAAGGGGGCCCAUUAUCAGCUGCGGGGAGACUGGCGAUCCAACCGAGGCCACCAUCCCCUCACUUUCCUCAAUCUUGAUGAGCCCCACCUGGUACAGCAAGCCCCCGUCCAACGCCGGAGCUCAGCUUUUGAAGCUGACUACACCAGUGCUCACAAAUCUGCCUUCUCCCCUUACAAGGAGGCAGCCAGCAGCAGGCGGUUGAGCGAAGGGCUGUACCGCUCCAGUCCAGAGCGUGUAUACAGUAAGGCUCAUUACACAGGCCUUUACGGCACCAUUCUUAAGAAAGACUGAACAGAUGACAGCCCAGGCUUAGUGUCUUCCUUCACUUAGAGUCUGCUAAUCCUUCCUAUCAGCUUUGCAAGCUUUCACAACAAGUUUGAUAAUGAACUGGGGUCAUAGCUUACUGUCAAGCUCAGGCUUAACUUUCAUUUUCCUUAGGUUCUGAUUUCCUUCACCUUUACUUGUCAUGUUGGAUUCCUGGGGGGGGGGGUGUUGUAAAAGUGCAUGGGAGUAGGCACCAUAAUUUUCCUGAAGCAGUGCCCCAAGAGUUGGUUCCCGUGAGUCUGACCGUGGAAAAUCUUUGUGCCUAGUUUGGGUAGAUAGGGCACCAUAUAUCUGUCUGUGUUGCCAUAGUAACGCCAGGGGUAGGUGUGUUGUGGGUGAAUGUGGAAUUUUAUGCUUUUACCUAUAACCUGUAAGUUCCCACAGUUUUCUUCAGU
Molecule: messenger RNA, 2163 nt
Organism: Gekko japonicus
Lineage: Eukaryota; Metazoa; Chordata; Lepidosauria; Squamata; Gekkonidae
Gene: PLIN1
Product: perilipin 1
Exons: 9
Coding region: 191-1735 (514 amino acids)
Biological process (GO): lipid metabolic process
Cellular component (GO): lipid droplet
Source: RefSeq, a predicted model, not a curated record